Messenger RNA from Cryptosporidium ubiquitum, 1401 nucleotides. Its product is annotated as phosphatidylserine phosphatidylglycerophosphate cardiolipin. The record is from RefSeq and is a predicted model, not a curated record. Bases 1 to 1401 code for a protein of 466 amino acids. Lineage: Eukaryota; Apicomplexa; Conoidasida; Eucoccidiorida; Cryptosporidiidae. The transcript has a single exon. Gene Ontology annotation, molecular function: catalytic activity.
AUGAAAAAAAGAAAUAAAAAUGGAAUAAUAAAUGCGAAUUAUUUGAAAAGUAAGCCUUGGCUAGCUGAGGAGGUGAAUAGUAGGAUAAUAGAAAGGAAUAAAAUCUUUAAUAUUCAAGAAGAUAAAUUUGAAAGAGAUAAAUGGUUUCAUUUAUUGAACAAAUUUUCACAAUAUGGAGAAAUAACAAAAGGGAACAAAAUUAAAUUAUUUGAAAAUAGCAGAGAUUCAUAUUUGUCCAUGAUUGAAAGCAUAAACUUAGCGAAAAAAAGGGUAUGGUUUGAAACAUAUAUUUUUGAGGAAUGCGAAACCGGGGAAAAUUUUAUUGAUUCAUUCUGUAAAGCUUCCAAAAGAGGAUGCGAAGUAAUUUUACUGUUAGAUGCUUUUGGUAGCUGUAAUUUCCCUAAAAAAUGGGAGCAAAAGUUACUAAAAAAUGAUGUAAAGGUCAUAUGGUUUAAUCCCAUUUCUCAAAUUUUUAAAGACACUUUUCUAUUCAGAAAUCACAGAAAGUUGUUAAUUGCUGAUGAAACGGCGUUUUGUGGGUCAAUUAAUAUUACUAACCGAAUUAAUGACUCAUCUUUGUAUGAUGAAAUGAAUAUUGAGAAUUUAAAUACUAUUUACAACUCGAUGAUGCAACAAUUAAUUUUUUUAUUUAAGCAAAUAGUUUAUCUAAUUUCACCUAUAAAGAUCAAUAAGCUCUGUUUCUAUGAUGUACAUGCUGAAAUAAAAGGCCCUGCAACUUAUGAUCUUGGAAAGGUAUUUAUCGACUCACUUAAAGAAUCCAAAUACGGAUAUAAUCCCGAAAUGUUCAAAAGACCGAAGGAAAUUAAGGAUGGUACCAUUUUACAAGUACUAUAUAGUAACACAAGAAAGCAACAUAGAGGAAUUCAAAAUGUUUUGAGUAUAGCAACCAAAAAUUCGUCCAACUGCAUUUACCUAACAACAUCUUAUUUUUUCCCUCCAAGUUUUCUAUGUAAAGCUAUUCAAGCCGCAAUUAACAAUAAUGUUAAAGUUUCAAUGUUAUUGUCAGGUAAGUCCGAUAUUCCAGGAGAUACUAUCGCAACAAAAUACUUAAUCAAGAGAUUCUUAAGUAACAAUGCAAAAUUUUUUUUUACUAGAAAUCUUCACUGCCACGCUAAAUAUAUUACAAUAGAUGGGAUAUGGUCUUCUUUUGGUAGUUUUAACUGGGAUGGAUUCUCUGCAAACAGAAAUUUAGAAGUCUCUGUAGCUUCAUUUGACCCGGAGGUUGCAAGCCAAUUUAUGAAAAUGCAGUCAAAGAUGACACAUUCAUUUCAAAGCACAGAGCAAACAAUAAAUCAGUGGAAGAAACAAUCAAAGUUUACGAGAGUUUGUUCAAAAGUUGCAUAUAUCUUGGUUAAAUUUGUAAAUAAGUGUUUGUCAUAA